This is a messenger RNA of Episyrphus balteatus (marmalade hoverfly), 1658 nucleotides long. RefSeq names its product phenoloxidase-activating factor 2-like. Lineage: Eukaryota; Metazoa; Arthropoda; Insecta; Diptera; Syrphidae. Bases 328 to 1581 code for a protein of 417 amino acids. The transcript has 2 exons. The record is from RefSeq and is a predicted model, not a curated record. Gene Ontology annotation, biological process: proteolysis. Gene Ontology annotation, molecular function: serine-type endopeptidase activity.
CUCUUAUUCAUUCGAUAAGUAACCAUUGCCAAGAUCAGUGAUCAGUCUCAAAUCGGAUUAUCUUCCGUCACACAUCACAAGCCAAUUUAUAAUAAUUUACUAUAAUCUAAAAGGAAGAUUGUGCGUUUAAAAAUAAAUAAAAUACAUACAUACAUUCCAAAACCGUGAAUAAAUGUGUAGCAGGGGUCAUUAAAAUUCGAUCUCGUCACACACUUAAUUUCCAGCUUAGGGGUUUUUAUUUAAUAAUCUCUAAGACUUACCUACCAUUGAAUCUUGAUCAGAGUUUUUUUUUUGUUUACAUUUAUCGUCGGCCAAUCAUUUGCCAUAAUGUUGGUAAAAAUUUACUUUUUAACGACAGUGAUAUGCUGCUGCACGGUCCUCGCACAAGAUCUCCCCCCGAACAUUGCCCUAGUGAUUGCGGAUAUUUUUAAUCCUAACGCAACAACAACACCAACACCAACACCAAGACCUGUUGCAACACGUCGUCCAGGUAUUGGUGACAUUGUGACUUCUGAACCUAUCGCUCCAACAUUGGAGUCGCAAAUACUCAAGACAGACGAUGGAGUCAAGUGCACAUGUGUACCAUACUAUCUCUGUAAGGGCGAUAACACUUUGCGCGAUGACGGAGAAAUUGAUGGUUUCGGCAAAAUCGACAUUCGCUUCGAUCCCUACAGUUGUCAUUACUUAGAAAUUUGUUGUAUUGACAAUCGCACAGUAUCAGAACCGAUUAACCCAGUACCAGUUGAAAAGCGACCAAAUCAACCAACCGGAUGUGGCAUUCGUAAUCCAAAUGUUGAUUUUCAGAUAACCGGAAAUAAUGAUUAUGAAGCCAAUUUCGGAGAGCUGCCAUGGACCGUUGCACUAUUGAAGACCGACACUGAAGAGUACUUCUGUGCCGGCUCCUUAAUACACCCACAAAUCGUUCUGACCGCUGCACAUUGUGUUCGAAAAUACAGACCAAAUCAAUUCAAAGUGCGAGCAGGUGAAUGGGACUCUCAAACGACUAGAGAACGACUUCCAUUCCAGGAGUUAAAUGCCCAGGAAAUAAUAAUACAUCCAAGUUUCAAUAUAACAUCUGUAGCAAAUGACUUUGCUUUGGUUGUUGUGUCCCAACCUUUUGUUUUGGCAGAUCAUAUUAAUGUUGUUUGUCUUCCCGCCCCCAAUAUGUUUCCUGCAUCGGGGGAAACUUGUCUGUCCAGUGGCUGGGGACGUGAUAAAUUUGGUAGCACUGGAAAGUACAGCGUGAUAAUGAAAAAAGUUCCACUGCCAGUAGUAGAUUUCGAGCAAUGUCAGUCAGCGUUCCGUUCAGCGCGUUUAGGAAAAUACUUUAUUUUGGAUCCGUCUUUCAUUUGUGCUGGAGGCCAACAAGGUGUGGACACAUGCACGGGUGACGGAGGUGGACCAUUGGUAUGUUCUGCUGAUGCUUCUGAGAAUAGAUAUUAUCAGAGUGGUAUAGUUGCAUGGGGUUUAGGGUGCAACGAUCCAAUUCCUGGCGCAUAUGCCAGUGUUGCAUUGGGACGAAACUGGAUUGACGAGGAAAUGAACAGGUUAGGAUUUGGAGUAGUUUCGUAUAGCUACUAAGUGUAAAUAUGAAUGUAAUUAUGUAUGUGUGUUGAUAGAAAGAAAUUAAAGUGAAACUGAUUUUAAUUAUUUAAUAA